Oncorhynchus mykiss (rainbow trout) is the source of this 4214-nucleotide messenger RNA. RefSeq names its product double-stranded RNA-specific editase 1. Gene Ontology annotation, molecular function: double-stranded RNA adenosine deaminase activity; double-stranded RNA binding; tRNA-specific adenosine deaminase activity. Gene Ontology annotation, cellular component: cytoplasm; nucleolus. Lineage: Eukaryota; Metazoa; Chordata; Actinopteri; Salmoniformes; Salmonidae. The record is from RefSeq and is a predicted model, not a curated record. Gene Ontology annotation, biological process: adenosine to inosine editing; RNA processing.
CCAGUCUCCGUAGCCUGGGCAUCCAAUGGAAAUCCAAUAUCCUUCCACGUUGCUUGCUUCCCCGGACGGAUACCGCGAGAGUAGGCUAGGCCGCAGUUCGUCUGUAUUGCGGUGAGUGCAACUGUACGAGCGGCGCCUUCUCGCCAAUUCAUUCAACUCCAGCAACCCAUAAAACAGAGGACAGGAGGCGGUCUGCGCUUUUACAUUGAACGGAGGACGACCACCUCUUUCUACGGCUCUGCAAGCUUCCCUUUUAAAUUGCGACACAUACUAGCUCUGACACCUGCCCGUAGGACAUUGAAACUUUGGCAAAGAGCUGCAUCACGCCACUGACCGCCCAGAGACGCAUAAAAGCAGAGAGAACUACAGAGAAGUAGCUUCCAGCUGUCACCCCUUUCGCACGGAGAUGAUUACACAUGGACAAAUGCAUGUACGCACGGGCCAGUGUUUCCGUUUAGAAAUUUUGGCGCUGGACAACGUGACCGGCCACUGAAGAAGAGCCACAGAGUGCGCCAAUACUACACAACGGACAACAAAGGGAAAACAGGUGGAGCCGGAGCUCGGCAGCCCCGGCAGAAGCUCUUCACCAUGGACGUGGAUGAAGAGGAGAACAUGAGUUCGAGCAGCACCGACGUAAAGGAAAACCGUAACCUGGACAACGUCUCCUCCAAAGAGGGGGAGGCUGUGGCUGAGCAUCUCCCCAACGGCAGUGGCGGGGGCAGCAGGAAGCGCCCCUUAGAGGAGGGAAACAAUGGCCACACGCACUCCAAGUUCCGGGCCAAGAAGCGUAAGAAAACGCCAGGCCCGGUUCUACCCAAGAAUGCCCUUAUGCAGCUGAAUGAAAUUAAGCCGGGGCUGCUGUAUAAGCUGCUAUCUCAAACGGGUCCAGUCCACGCUCCCGUGUUUGUCAUGACCGUCGAGGUCAAUGGGCAGCUGUUCGAGGGCUCAGGUCCCACCAAGAAGAAGGCCAAGCUGAAUGCAGCAGAGAAGGCACUGCGCUCCUUUGUCCAGUUCCCCAACGCCUCCGAAGCGCACCUGGCUAUGGGCCGGACACUGACAGUCAACACAGACUUCACAUCCGACCAGGCCGACUUCCCAGACAUGCUCUUCAACGGGUUUGAGACGCCCGCACCGCCCGAGGACUCCUUUUACCUGGGCUCCAAUGGCAGCGGCUGCCUAAACUCGCUGGGAGAGUACUCCAUGCCUUCCACCCCAGGUGCUAACUUAGCCCAGGCCCUGUUGCCCCCUCCCUCAGCCUUCACCUCGCCCUCGAGCGGCAAGAACCCUGUCAUGAUCCUCAAUGAGCUGAGGCCGGGCCUCAAGUAUGACUUUUUGUCCGAGAGCGGCGAGAGCCAUGCAAAGAACUUUGUCAUGCAGGUGUCGGUGGACUCACAGCAGUUCGAGGGCUCUGGACGAAACAAGAAGCUGGCCAAGGCCCGGGCCGCCCAGGCAGCCCUCUCAGCCCUCUUCAACAUGCAGCUGGACCAGACGCCCUCCCGACAGCCCAUCCCCAGAGAGGGACUGCAGCUCCACCUACCCCAGGUCCUCGCCGACGCGGUCUCUCGCCUGGUUGUGGACAAGUUCAGCGAGCUGACGGACAACUUCACCUCCCCCCACGCGCGGCGGAAAGUCCUGGCAGGGGUCGUCAUGACAACAGGCACGGACGUGAAAGAGGCCCAGGUGAUCUGUGUCUCCACGGGCACCAAGUGCAUCAACGGCGAGUACAUGAGUGACCGCGGCUUGGCGCUCAACGACUGCCAUGCAGAGAUUAUCGCCCGUCGCUCGCUCAUCCGGUACCUCUACACCCAGCUGGAGCACUUCCUAAGCAGCAACAAGGAAGAGCAGCAGAAGUCCAUAUUCACGCGCUGUGACAAGCGUGGCUACCGGCUAAGGGACAACGUUCUGUUCCACCUCUACAUCAGCACCUCGCCCUGCGGAGACGCACGCAUCUUCUCACCGCACGAGGCCGGCAUGGAAGACCAAGGAGACCGACACCCUAACCGGAAGGCGCGGGGUCAGCUGAGGACUAAAAUAGAGUCUGGGGAGGGGACCAUUCCCGUGAGGACCAGCAACACCAUCCAGACAUGGGACGGGGUGCUGCAGGGAGAAAGGCUGCUCACCAUGUCCUGCAGUGACAAGAUCGCAAGAUGGAACGUGGUGGGCAUCCAGGGCUCUCUGAUGAGCUACUUCACGGAGCCCAUCUACUUCUCCAGCAUCAUCCUGGGCAGCCUGUACCAUGCUGACCACCUCUCCCGGGCUAUGUACCAGCGCAUCGCCGACAUCGAGGACCUGCCCCAACAGUUCAGCCUCAACAGGCCUCUACUGAGCGGCAUCAGCAACGCGGAGGCGAGGCAGCCGGGCAAGGCACCCAAUUUCAGCGUGAACUGGGCGGUGGGCGACCUGGCGCUGGAGGUCAUCAAUGCUACCACGGGCAAAGACGACAUGGGGCGCGCCUCGCGCCUCUGCAAGCACGCCCUCUACAGCCGCUGGGUUCGCCUGCAUUCCAAGCUGUCAUCCACACUGAGGAUCAAGGUGUCCAAGCCCAGCUCGUACCACGACGCCAAGCAGGCGGCGGUGGAAUACCACAAUGCCAAGCAGACUCUCAUCAAGGUCUUCCACAAGUCGGGCCUGGGGGCCUGGGUGAAGAAGCCCAUCGAGCAGGACCAGUUCUCCCUCAACUCCUGAUUAGGGGGUUAGGGGAACCUCAUAACCCAACCCACUGCACCCCAACCCCCUCUCUAGGCCUGAGAAAGAGGCUCUUCAAAAUUACCAGCCACUGAGACUUUGUGUCUGUGUGCGUGUGUGUGUGUCUGCGUGCGUGCGUGCGUGUGUACCUUGUGCAUGCGUGUGUGUGUGUGUGUGUGUGUAUAUGUCUGUCUUGAGUGUUUGUGAGAAAUAACGCAUGUGGUUCUGGCCACCUCCCUCCGUCCCAAUCACUCUGCUCUCGUUCCUCAUGGCUGUGAUGUCAUCACUCUAUAAAACGUUCUUUUUUUUUUUAAUCGAUGGUACUCGAUGUUCCAUCUGCCCAUCUAAUCACGAAGUUUUGCCAUUUUUAACUGGAAUCCUUUUUAGUCAUUGUUGUUUUAUUUGCAAGACUUUACAUGAAGUUGUCCAUACACCAUAUAGUUACUACAUACUUAUUUCUGUAACCAGAAUGUAGAAUGUACAACGAUUCUAUUUCUACUAUUCAGUUAAUGUAAUUACACUAGUGUAAACCCAAAUGCCAUGUGACUUUUUAACCUAUUGUAGAAUUUUACCUUUUCAAUGUCUUAUUUCAUUACAAUAUAGCCCCUUUAUUAUAAGCACGUAUGAUGUUAUGCUAAAUGCAAAUCCAAAAUGUUGGUUACAGUCAUUCAAUCAUUAUUCAUUUGAAAUCUCUUCUUUUGGUCCCGUUACAUCUUAUUUAUUUAUUUGUUGGCAUUUUUGGUCAUUCAAUUACAUUCCCAUUCCGUACUUGAACAUUGGGCCCUGGUGGAGGCUGUCGACGAUUCCCCUCGAGUCCUUUGACCUGGGAGGGGGGGGGUUGAGGAGAGUUGUGGAUGUGCUGCAAGUUUGUUCUUGUUCAAGUAAGCCAUGGCUUUGCAUGGGAAUGGUGUCAGAGUUCGGCGAGUUGAUUCGGUAGAGAAUCACCAGGGAUCUGCUCGAGCGAUUAAAAAAAAAUAAUAAUAAUUCCCCCUGCACAUGGAGCUUUGAAUCAUGUUUCUCUCUUUAAUGUGUUUGUUUUGUUUCCUGGAGGGGGCUUGUUUUUUUUAGUAUUGCAACUUUUGACUUUUUUGUGUUUGAGAGAUGGAUUAUACUGCAACUGAAUAAUGACAAGAAUUCAGUAUUUCUAUCAAUGACACUGCAUAGGGGCUACAUUACACCUCCUUCAUAAGCAUGAUCCUCAUGGACAUUAUGCAUCCAUGCCCUGGGCAUUUAUAAAUGCUUAUGUCAACAACCUCGGAUCGAUAGGUCAUGGUCAUGCCACACAAUACAAGUCUGGUGACAUAACACAUCUUAUGUCAAUCUGGGGUUGUUAUGAAGGUGUAAAGUAGGUCAUAUGUCAUGUAAUUCAUAGAGAGCUGGGAAAUGCAUGUCUCCAAGAGCUUAUGUCGUCAUUUAAACAACUCUUGUAAGCAACACGAUUGUUGAUUGCUCAUUGUGUGAGUAAACUUCCAAGGGAACACAAAGAAACGCAUGAGAGAUUUUACAAAGUUGAGUUUGGUACCACCCGC